AUAUGACACUACAUCAUGAGUGACAGUAAAUGUGAUAGUCAGUUUUACAGUGUGCAAGUGGCAGAUUCAACUUUCACUGUCCUAAAACGUUACCAGCAGUUGAAACCAAUUGGCUCUGGAGCUCAAGGAAUUGUUUGGCGCCGUCAUUGCAGUGCCUUGCCCUUCAUUGGCAGGAUGAGGCCAGUCAGUGUCAUUAUCACCCCAUGGAUUAACCAGGAAGGGAUGCUGUAUGAGGGGUUGGGCUGGCCGUCUCUUCCUUGGUGUCUCACUUCAACUAUGUGUCCAGCCCAGGACGUCAGAACCGUUGGUCUGACCCUGAACCUUAGUCUCUUGCAUGGUAAGACAGUCAGCUGCCGCGACAUCACUGGCCAGCUAAAGUCAAUAAAAACAAGAUUAUCUUUGCAUCUAAAAGAAACCGUAAUAGAGCUAAACACCCAGUGAUUACAGCUUAUAAGUAAAGGAGAUUCAAGAUAAAAGAGAACUCGGAUGUUCUGUGCUGCUUUUGAUACAGUUCUUGGGAUAAAUGUUGCAGUCAAGAAACUAAGCCGUCCUUUUCAGAAUCAAACUCAUGCAAAGAGAGCUUAUCGUGAACUUGUCCUCUUAAAAUGUGUCAAUCAUAAAAAUAUAAUUAGUUUGUUAAAUGUGUUUACACCACAAAAAACUUUAGAAGAAUUCCAAGAUGUGUAUUUGGUUAUGGAAUUAAUGGAUGCUAACUUAUGUCAGGUUAUUCAUAUGGAGUUGGAUCAUGAAAGAAUGUCCUACCUUCUUUACCAAAUGCUCUGUGGUAUUAAACAUCUGCAUUCAGCUGGUAUAAUUCAUAGAGAUUUGAAACCUAGCAACAUUGUAGUAAAAUCAGAUUGCACCCUUAAGAUUCUUGACUUUGGCCUGGCCCGCACAGCAUGCACCAACUUUAUGAUGACCCCCUAUGUGGUGACACGGUAUUAUCGGGCACCAGAAGUCAUCCUGGGCAUGGGCUAUAAAGAGAACGUUGAUAUCUGGUCAGUGGGUUGCAUCAUGGGAGAGCUGGUGAAAGGUUGUGUGAUAUUCCAAGGCACUGAUCAUAUUGAUCAGUGGAAUAAAGUUAUUGAGCAGCUAGGAACACCAUCUGCAGAGUUCAUGAAGAAACUUCAGCCGACUGUGAGGAAUUAUGUAGAAAACAGACCAAAGUAUCCAGGAAUCAAAUUUGAAGAACUCUUUCCAGAUUGGAUAUUCCCAUCAGAAUCUGAACGAGACAAAAUUAAAACAAGUCAAGCCAGAGAAUUAUUAUCAAAAAUGUUAGUGAUAGAUCCUGACAAACGAAUCUCUGUAGAUGAAGCUUUGCGUCACCCUUAUAUUACUGUUUGGUAUGACCCUGCUGAAGCAGAAGCGCCACCACCUCAGAUUUAUGAUGCCCAGUUGGAAGAAAGAGAACAUGCCAUUGAAGAAUGGAAAGAGCUAAUUUACAAAGAAGUAAUGGAUUGGGAAGAAAGAAACAAGAAUGGUGUUGUAAAAGAUCAACCUUCAGAUGCAGCAGUAAGUAGCAACGCCACUCCUUCUCAGUCGUCAUCUAUCAAUGACAUUUCAUCCAUGUCCACUGAGCAGACCCUGGCCUCAGACACAGACAGCAGUCUGGAUGCCUCAACGGGACCCCUUGAAGGUUGUCGAUGAUAAGUUAGAAAUAGCAAGCUUGUCAUCAGUGAAGGAACUCUUGCUUCCGUGGGCCUGAAAUGCCUGGGAGUUGAUGGAACCAAAUAGAAAAACUCCAUGUUCUGCAUGUAAGAAACACGAUGCCUUGCCCCUACUCAGUUGUACUAGGCUUGCCUUGCUUAGAUUAUAAAAUGAAGCAGAUUAUGUCUGAAGAAAAAAAAAAGUGCAAACCACACUUCUAGAGAUUUUGUUCAAGGUCAUUUCAGGUGAGCAAUUAGAAUAGAUUUUUUUUUUAAGUUGUAUGGUAAUAGUAGUGACAAUUUCUCAUCUUCAGUAAUUGUUGGGACUUAUAUGCAUGUGACCGCAAAUGCCUGCUUGGACUUGCCCUCUAGCACUUUGAAAAACAGUAUUUAAAAGCCAAAUAAUCUUCUAGGUAGUGCUGCUUCUAGAAUUGUCUCUUAAUCCUUUUAAGUAAUUUGGUGUCUGUCCAGAAAAAAUAGAUUUAUGUAUAUUAAUUGGCUGCCAUCAUAUUAUUGUAUCUUACCUUCCUUUAGGGUAUGAGUUAUUUUCUUUCAUAUUUCAGAAGGAAUAUAAGUAAAUCUGUUAAAUAAAUUAAAAAAUAUAACUUUUCCUAAAUUUGUCACAUUUGGGCUGAGAAUUACCACUGCUAAAACCAGGACACUUUGUUUUCUCUAAAUUGUCUUAGUCUGGGUGACUGUACAUUCAGCUUUACUGCAUGAUAAAGUUUUAAGUUUUGUUUUGUGCUGCUUAAAAUAUCAUAUACCUUUAAUUCCUAUGUACCCUAUCUCUUUUUUCUUUGUCUUCUGAACUUCAUAUUUAAUUUAAAAUGCUAUACUAGAACUUCGCCUUCUUUAUUAGUCACCUAACACCCCAUCUCAAUAUGAUGGCAUACACAUUCUUGAACCCAUCAACUGCUGGUAGAGAAAAAUUUUACGAAGUGAUCACUAAAGAUGAUUGCAGCCACUUACUAAGUGCAUGCUUUGCCUGAGCCUGGACUGGGUCCUCUCUUACCUUCCAUCGCUCAAGGUAAGAUCCGUGAUUUCACAAGGCAGAGUUUCCCUCUUCCAACACCGCAUGCUUACUCGAUUUUCUUUCUUUUCUGAAAGAAACCACACAAAUCCCCCUUUGGUCUGUUUGAGGAAGCACGCCAAUUCAGAAUGCCUGUUUGUGGUUGUUUUCCACUUUAUGGCGGCAUUUCCUUUUCCUAAGGGAAAUCCAUGAAUGUUCUGGGAAAACCCAUCUGAAGGAUAUGGAGGAAAUGCCCUAAAGAGUAAUGAUUAACUAUUGAAUAUUUUCUGACUUAAAACUGCUCACCUGAAAUUGAUACUUUCAGACUUUCAAUAUGGAAACUAUUCAAAACUCACUGAAAUACUGAGUAUUGAAGUGUCAUUGCAGAAAUGGAGUUACGAUGGUCACAUUUUGGCUACCUGUGCUCAUAAUGCUUUUCCCUUGAGCUCAUUCUAUUACAGAUUCAUAUCUUGUGUUUAAUUAUUUUGGAAGCUAUUGGGUCACCAUUGUUCACAUUCUAUAGAAUGUGUUCUGAGGAGGAACUUUGAUAAGAAAGUUUAUUAUAAAUAUUAUCUAAAAUAUAUGAUUCUCUGCAUCAAUUGUAUCUUAUUGAUCGGUCUUAUCACUGGAAACUGGAACCCUUGAUGAACAAAAUUAAUAUUGAAAUAAUAGAUAGUUUUAUAUUGUGAGGUUUAGACACAUUCAGCUAUAAGAUGAAAAUAAUAACUUGGUUGAGGCAGAAACACCAGUUACAUGGCUUGAGAUUAUUUUGGUUUUGGAGGCCUGAUGGAAUAGUGAAGAUAGCUAUCAUUAUACAUACAUACACAUCUUCAAGUGGCCUCCUCUCUAAUAUACAUUCUUUAAAAAGACUUUACUGAAUCUAUCUUUAAAAAGAAAAACAAAGAAAGGGGAGAGUUUUAAAAAUGCAUUAUUUGUCCUAGGAUUGUGUAUAUGCAGCACAGGGAUGCUGAGGGCACAUCGAGGUCCCAGUUAGCCUGGGUGACUGUACAUUUAGCCAGGCCCCAUUCUUAAGAGGAGCUAGAUGCCGCACAGAUAAGGCUUUCUGCUCACCCAUUCCUCUGUGUGUUCGCGGAUGGAGUCCUUGGUGGUGUGGAUGGCUUUCCUGCCAAGACCACCUUCCUUCAGAGAGCAGUGAGUGCAGUGUGCUAGGACAGGCCACAGGGCUGCAGUCAGCAGAGCUCCACAGAAAUACCUCACCCCACUUCAGGGUCCUCCCACCUGAGCCAAGAUGUGCCAGGGUCCUGGUGCAAUGCAGAUGGUUUUAAACUGCUCUCCAUGGAUAAAUGCUGAUGUUGGAUAAAGAACUGAAAAAUUUGCUCAAUUUUUCAUCUUUUCUAUUUUAUUUUUGUAAUUUAUAUUGUACACAACCCUGGAAGUAACUAUUUUGGACACAUAUUUUUAUAAACCAGGUAAUUUAUUAUUAGCCUGGAAUUUGGACUAGGUUUGUUUUGUUUGUUGACUUAGUUUUCAGUCAAAACGGAAAUGACUGCCUCCCCAGUGUUGGGUCUUGAUUUCAAGUGCAGGUUCCAGAGAGCAGACAGAGUCUGUCAGAGUAGGAGAGCAUUCUAGAAACACAUCCUGCUCAGUGUUGAUCAGCUGUGGAAACAGGGCUCUGUGCUUAUCUUUGAGACAUGAAGUUCAGAGCCACAGUGCUGAAAGGAGAAAACCCUCGGCAAGGCCCCUUACUGACACCCAGAGUCCAUAGUUGAAACACUGAAUGAGAUACUGGUUUAACCCAGCUUUGAUGCCGUAAAAGUCGUGGUAAUGAUGUAUGAGUUCAUCUGGCUGAUUUCUAAUGUAACUCCUCCGGUGUUUCAUACUGGUAGUAAACACAGGUGUGACCUUUCAAAUUGCAUAUCUCAAAAGUAACAUUGCCUAAUGUUUUAUAAUAAAAUAUAUUAUGUGUGUUUUGAUUGGUGAAAAUAAUACAAAUACAUUUUAAAAGAGAAGUGUAUAGCAUGUCUAAUUUUUGUGUGUUUUUAAGUGACAAUUGACUGUAUUUCUACAUCACCAUCUCUGAUUACAGAUUUAACAUGAACAUGG
This is a messenger RNA of Sus scrofa (pig), 4719 nucleotides long. RefSeq names its product mitogen-activated protein kinase 9 (gene MAPK9). NCBI's taxonomy places the organism in Eukaryota, Metazoa, Chordata, Mammalia, Artiodactyla, Suidae. The record is from RefSeq and is a predicted model, not a curated record. Gene Ontology annotation, biological process: protein phosphorylation. Gene Ontology annotation, molecular function: ATP binding; MAP kinase activity.